AAGGUGAUGGAUGGAAUGCACCUCUCCGAAAGCUGUCGAGUUCGGGAAACAAAGGCCGGGCGAGGCCAGGAGGAGGAGGAGCGGCGGGACUGGGCGCUCCGGGACGUCGGCCGCUCCAGGGCUGCAGACGUGCCCGGGGCCGAGCCGGCGCGCACCAAGCGGCCGCGGCUCAGGGCGCAGCCGGCCGGGAGCUCUGCCCCCCGCCCGCGGCGCGGCGCCUCGGAGGGCCGGGGCCAGGCAGCCGCCGAGAGCCGGGCGGGGCUCAGGUCGGCCCGCGGUGGGCGGGGGUUGCCCCCCGUCCCCGCCCUCCACAUCCGGGGGCCCGGCCGGGCUUGGGGCUGGCCGAGCGCCGGUGAGUCAGGCCGGGUUUUUCCUCCGCCUCUGGGGCAGGCGAGUGAGCGCCGCCGAGUGCGUCCCUCCCUCGCCAAUCCGGCUCCGGCGGCCGCCCGCCCGCCCGCGUUUUCCCGGGGCCCGCCGCCCGGCCUCUCCGGCCCGGCUCGCAGUCCGGGCUGGAGCCAGCGCCUCGGAGGGAGGGCUCAAAUCCGCGCCAGGGAGCUGCUGCGCGCGAGGGGUGCGGAGCGGCGCCAGCAUGAAGCAGCUGCCCGUGCCCUGUUGAACUUCAUGGCCACAGCCCCAGGCCCUGUUGGCAUUGCCAUGGGCAGCGUGGGCAGCCUGUUGGAACGGCAGGACUUCUCCCCUGAAGAGCUUCGGGCAGCGCUGGCAGGGUCUCGGAGCUCCCGCCAGCCUGAUGGGCUCCUCCGGAAGGGCUUGGGCCAGCGCGAGCUCCUCAGCUACUUGCACCUCCCCAAGAAGGAUGGCAAAACCGCCAAGCGGGCCUCUCGGAAUGAGCCUGCCAGCUAUGCCACCCUCUACUACCAGGAACAUCCUCGGGUGGGUGACUUCAGCAAGACCUCGCUGCCAGAGCGGGGUCGCUUCGACAAGUGCCGCAUUCGCCCGUCAGUGUUCAAGCCUGUGGCAGGCACGGGGAAAGGCUUCCUGUCCAUGCAGAGCCUGGCGGCCCACAAGGGCCAGAAGCUGUGGCGCAGCAACGGCAGCCUACACACGUUAGCCUGCCACCCGCCCCUUAGCCCAGGGCCCCAGGCCAGCCAGGCACAGGCCCGUGCCCAGCUGCUGCAUGCCCUCAGCCUGGACGAAGGCGGCCCCGAGCCCGAGCCCAGCCUGUCCGACUCCUCCAGCGGAGGCAGCUUUGGCCGUAGUCCCAGCACCGGCACCGGCCCCUUCAGCUCCUCACUGGGCCACAUCAACCAUCUUGGGGGCUCCCUGGACCGGGCCGCAAGGGGCCCCAAGGAGGCUGGGCCACUGGCUGUGCUGAGCUGCCUGCCUGAGCCACCGCCCCCCUAUGAAUUCUCCUGCCCCACUGCUGAGGAGGUGGUGGCCAUGCUGCCCAACACUUGUGAGGAGCUCAAGAUGGGCCUCGCAGAUGAGGAUGUCUCCAACCCCUUCACGCAGGUGCUGGAGGAGCGCCAGCGGUUGUGGCUGGCUGAGCUGAAGCGCCUCUAUGUGGAGCGGCUGCACGAGGUAGCUCAGAAGGCCGAGCGCAGUGAGCGCAACCUGCAGCUACAGCUGUUCAUGGCCCAACAGGAGCAGCGGCGCCUGCGCAAGGAGCUGCGGGCACAGCAGGGCCUGACCCCCGAGCCCCGCUUCGCAGAGGCCGACCCCAGCGCCCGACCGGAGGAGGAAACCAGAUGGGAGGUGUGCCAGAAGCAAGCAGAGAUUAGCCUCCUGAAGCAGCAGUUGCGGGAGGCCCAGGCCGAGCUGGCACAGAAGCUGGCUGAGAUCUUCAGCCUGAAGACGCAACUUCGGGGCAGCAGGGCACAAGCCCAGGCCCAGGACACAGAGCUGGCCCGGCUGCGCGAGGCAGUGCGAAGCCUCCAGGAGCAGGCCCCUCGGGAGGAAGCCGCAGGCAGCUGCGAGACCGAUGACUGCAAGAGCCGGGGACUGCUGGGGGAGGCAGGAGGCAGUGAGGCCGGAGGUGGCACCGAGCAGCUGCGGGCCGAGCUGCUGCAGGAGCGGCUCCGCGGGCAGGAGCAGGCGCUCCGCUUUGAGCAGGAGCGGCAGACGUGGCAGGAAGAGAAAGAGCGGGUGCUGCGCUACCAGCGGGAGAUCCAGGGGGGCUACAUGGACAUGUACCGCCGCAACCAGGCACUGGAGCAGGAGCUGCGCGUGCUGAGAGAGCCCUCCACAGCCUGGAGUCCUCGGCUUGAGUCCUCCAAGAUCUGAGGCCAGUGGAAGCCGCCUAGAGCGAAUGCACUGUCAGAAGUGCCCUGCCCUGCCACAGUGGACAAGCCCGCCCUACCACGGUGGCUUCUGCCUUACAGUGGUCUGGGGCAGAGUCUGCUGAGGCCGGCCAGGGAUAGGGAGGCCCCCAGUGGUUCUGGGGGCUGGACAGGGUACCAGCAGCAAGAGCCAGGGCAAAGCCCUCCUGGCAGGAGCACCCAGGCAGGGCCCAGCCCUGCUCCCAGGAGUCGGUGUGGCCCAGGGAAGGAGGCUGGGGAAUGAAGAGCCCUGGUGCAGAAGGGCAGGCUAGAUGGUGGGAGGCUGGAAUGGGAACACUGGUCUCCCCAAGAAUAAAACCACGUUUUCUAUGAGGA
Messenger RNA from Manis pentadactyla (Chinese pangolin), 2612 nucleotides. It is a transcript of the gene N4BP3, whose product is annotated as NEDD4 binding protein 3. Gene Ontology annotation, cellular component: cytoplasmic vesicle. The coding region runs from base 7 to 2241 and encodes 744 amino acids. NCBI's taxonomy places the organism in Eukaryota, Metazoa, Chordata, Mammalia, Pholidota, Manidae. The record is from RefSeq and is a predicted model, not a curated record. The transcript is spliced from 5 exons.